Molecule: messenger RNA, 576 nt
Organism: Medioppia subpectinata
Lineage: Eukaryota; Metazoa; Arthropoda; Arachnida; Sarcoptiformes; Oppiidae
Source: the annotation of a GenBank genome assembly
UUAAGACACGGACACAUUAUUACCGAAUAUAAUCCCAACUACGAGUUCGGGGGCUCGACCUGUACUCUACAAGACCUGAGAGAAGUGCCCCGAGAGAAGCUCACACUUAUUAAAGCUUUAGGUCAGGGAGCUUUUGGUGAAGUUUAUCAGGGAUUCCUUCAUAACAUGCCCGGAGAGAUCACCGAUGAAUUACCAGUUGCUGUCAAGACAUUGCCUGAGUAUUCGGCCAAUAAUCAGGCGGAAAUGGAUUUCCUUAUGGAAGCGCUCAUUAUGUCUAAAUUUAAACACAGAAAUAUUGUUCGCUUUAUUGGUGUCUGCUUUGAGAAAAUGCCCCGUUUUAUAGUCCUUGAACUGCUGCCCGGCGGUGAUCUCAAGACAUUCCUCCGUGAAUCUCGGGCCACAGCCGGCAAACCUUCGCCACUAGUUAUGGGAGAUAUUCUUGUCAUCGCUUUGGACAUAGCCCUCGGCUGUCAGUACUUGGAAGAGAAUCACUUUAUUCACAGAGACAUUGCGGCCCGAAAUUGUCUCCUCAGCACCAAAACUAAAUCCCAAAUGUCUGCUACUAUUAAUAAUAUG